GUUGUCUACUUAUUAGCAAGGGUUCACCCAAGGAUUUAGAGAUUUACUUUUCAAAGCUUUGAAUCUCUCUUUUCUUGAAAAGAAAUUUUGAUCUGAUUUUAGUCCCGUUAGAAGAUUCAAAGAAUCGCAACGAAGCUGACGCAGAGGGCCGGUAUGUUACGAGUUGUACCACUGAAAAGAACCGAGAACUUACGGAGAGCAAGCAGUCCAAGGGUAUCGGCAUGGCAAUGGCCUGUCCGUUGGACCCACGAAAUGAUCGAAGAGAAGCCCUUUGAACACAAAAGGACGACGGCGACAAAAGCAGAAGCUCUGACUCUCCUCUCGCUCCUCACUAAUAGUAGCUAGAGGUAUCAGAACCCUGUCCUGCCGUGGGUAAGUUUCUGCGUGGUGACAACCAGGUUGGCUAUUUGAGUGUCAAGAUCAGAUCAAGAUGGCCCAACAGGAAGAGGGGAUCGUUGUGAAGCGGUCACAGGAGGCCAAUCCCAACCAGCAAGCCCCCUUGGCUGAACCAACAUGGUCCUCCAAUGUUGUCUUCUACCCUCCCUCUAAGAAAUACUGGAGGAUUGGUAAUCAGUGGUAUGAUUUAUCCAAGUUUAAUCAUCCAGGAGGAAAGCAGAUUCUCGAAAUCUCCCGCGAUCGAUUCGAAGAUGCUACCUUUGUCUUUGAGUCACACCACCAUGACUACAAAAAGGCCCGAAAGGUCCUGAACAAGUAUUUGGUUCCGAGCAGUGUGCUAGAAGAAAAGCAGAACAACCCCAACCAGUCUGAGAGUACCAUUGCUUCCCGCCCUACUCGAUCCCAAGAAGAAUCCAAGAACAAGGUGUUUUCCAACGGCAAUGGUGGAAGUCCUGAUAAUCUCCACCAUGACCGAUAUUUGGAUGCCAAUAAACACCCCAAGCUCAUGGCGGAUGAUGCCUUUUAUUCCGUCUUGCGACAGCGCGUGGCGGAUUACUUGAAGGAAAUUGGAUACAAGGAUGGUGGCCCCACAUGGGAAUGUGUCAUUCUCUUUUGGAUAGUAUUUGUGUCCUGGGCGGCGGGCAUGUACUCCACCUGGCUCACUGGAUCGAUUCUACUGGCAGGUGUCACGGGCAUCCUGGGUGCAUUCCUGGGUGCCUUUGGACACAACUGGGUCCACCAACCCAAGUACAAAGAAUGGGGAUGGGCUCUUUUGUCCUUGGAUACCCUUGGUUUCUCUAGUGAAGGUUGGUACCGUGAGCACCUUCUUCAGCAUCACAUGUACACCAACACGCCGUGGGACAACCACUUUCGAGGGACGGACCCAUUCCUUGUCACUGAUCCUACUCGGCCAAGAAACUUUGUCCAAAAAUACAUUACACCCGCCAUGCUGCCGAUCAUACUUUGUUUUGGCGCCUAUGGGAACUACACGGCUCACCUGACCUGGCUCAUUCAAGGACAAGAAGUACCCAGCAUUGGAAAGGUCCUAUUCCCCCUAUGGCACUAUCUUUUUUGGUCACGUUGGGGUCUCUACGGUUUGUUGCUCAUGUUUUGCACCAAUUCCAUUACGGGCAACUACUACUUUACGAUGGCUCUAAUGAACCACAAUGCCGAGCACACGCAGAAUGUUCAAGCACGAAACAAGUCCUGCGAUUGGGGAGAGGCUCAAUUGCACGUCUCGGCUGAUUGGAGUGUGGACAUGAACUUUUAUCAAGGAAUCCUGUAUCUUUGGCUCAACUUUCACACGGUGCACCAUUUGUUCCCGAAGGUUGACAUGUCACACCAUCCUGAAAUUACAAGAAUUCUAAAGCAAACCUGCAAGGAAUUCGAGAUUCCCUAUGUGUGUGGAAGCCCCGGGCAAAUCUACAAGGAGAUGAUCCAUUCGUUCUCCGAACCCCAGUCCCUCUUGCAAGAGAUUAUGGUGUAUGCUGGCGGUAUCUAGCUAGCUUUAGAGCUAGUGGAGCACGGCUAUCGCUGCAGCAUUUGUGUUUCUCGUGACAUUAAAAUUGGCGCAAACGUACUGACUGUCCUGUCCUGUGAAUCAAAUUGAAAGCAGUUGACACGGUGAACUGGCUCAUACACAAAACAACAACAACAACGAUGAGCAGCUCGCCAGUAGUGUCGCUCAGUGAAAACAAAAACAUGAAAAUAAUGUAGAUUGACUUUUUUUUAAUGCUCACAUAGGUGUCGAGUUGGUAGCAAAUGGAUGGACUGGAGACCAGUUA
Messenger RNA from Seminavis robusta, 2180 nucleotides. The record is from the annotation of a GenBank genome assembly. NCBI's taxonomy places the organism in Eukaryota, Bacillariophyta, Bacillariophyceae, Naviculales, Naviculaceae.